Molecule: messenger RNA, 1647 nt
Organism: Aspergillus tanneri
Lineage: Eukaryota; Fungi; Ascomycota; Eurotiomycetes; Eurotiales; Aspergillaceae
Product: proline permease PrnB
Exons: 1
Coding region: 1-1647 (548 amino acids)
Biological process (GO): amino acid transmembrane transport
Cellular component (GO): membrane
Molecular function (GO): amino acid transmembrane transporter activity
Source: RefSeq, a predicted model, not a curated record
AUGGCUCCCGAGAAAUCCAUCUCCCCGGCCCCCUAUGUGGUCGAAACAGCCCCCGAUGUCAAGGCCGGCACUAUGCAGGCCAUGGUCGAGGCUGACCUGCUCGACGAGCGAUAUAAAGUCACCCAGCGCGGGCUCAAAAAUCGCCACGUCCAGCUGAUGGCGCUGGGAGGCACCAUUGGGACCGGUCUCUUUGUGGGUUCCGGUCAGGCGCUGAACAUUGGCGGCCCUCUGUCGCUGCUACUGGGCUACAUCUUCAUUUCCGCGCUCGUCUACGCUCUUGUCACCGGUAUCGCAGAAAUCGGUUCCUACCUGCCUGUCCACGGCGGCACGAUGAGUUACCACGGCUUCCGCUAUGUCUCGCGCAGCCUGGGGUUUGCCAUGGGCUACCUCUACUGGUACUCGCUGGGCAUCCUGGUGCCGUACGAGGUCGUCGCCGCAUCCAUGGUCAUCCAGUACUGGAACUCAGGUGUGCACCUCGCUGUCUGGAUCACCAUCAUGCUGGUGGUCAUCGUGCUGCUCAACUUCCUGCCCGUGCGAUUCUACGGCGAGACUGAGUUCUGGUUCUCCGGCAUCAAAAUAAUCACCCUCAUCGGUCUGCUCAUCCUCUCCUUCAUCCUCUUCUGGGGGGGCGGACCCAACCGUCAGCGCCUGGGCUUCCACUACUGGAAGGAAAACGGCGCCAUGAACACCUACCUCGUCGACGGCGACGCGGGUCGCUUCGUCGGCCUUCUCCAGUGCAUCGUCAAGAGCGCCAUCGCCUUCAUCUUCGCGCCGGAGCUGAUCAUCAUCUCGGGCGGCGAGAUGGAAUCCCCACGGCGCAACGUCCCAAUCGCCGCGCGCCGCUACAUUUACCGGCUCGUCUUCUUCUACGUGCUGGGCGCUCUCGCCAUCGGCGUCAUCUGCUCUUCGCAGGCUCAGGCCAUCGUCAACGGCAGCGGUACCGACGCCAGCUCCUCCCCCUUCGUAGUUGCCAUUGCCAACGCCGGCAUCCCUGUUCUCGACAGCAUCGUCAACGCCGCCAUCCUCACCUCUGCAUGGUCCGCCGGCAAUUCGUUCCUCUAUAUGUCCUCGCGCUCGCUCUACUCGCUCGCCAUCUCGGGCAAUGCCCCCAGGGUUUUCAAGGCUUGCAACCGCUGGGGCGUUCCCUACCUCGCCGUCGGCGCCUCCUCUCUCUUCUCCCUGCUCUCCUACCUCGCCAUCAACAACGGCAGCAACACCGUCUUCAACUGGCUCAUCAACUUCACAAACACCUCCGGCUUCAUCUCCUGGAUCUGCUGCUCCAUCGUGUACUUCCGUUUCAACAGCGCCAUCGCCGCCCAGGGUGUUGAGAAACCCUACCGCUCCAUCAUGCAGCCCUAUGGCAUGUACGUCGGCAUGUUCGGCGCCAUUUUCCUUGCCCUCAUCAACGGCUUCAGCUGCUUCUUUCCCUCUGAGUGGUCCGCUAGUAACUUCUUUACCGCUUACAUUGGUAUCCCCGCCUUCUUGGUGCUGUAUCUCAGCCAUCGCGCCGUCUUCUGGUCUGAUCCUUGGGCCUGGCGUCCAACCGAUGUCGAUCUCCAUACUGGGUUGGAAGAAAUUAUCGCCGCGGAGAAACCCCCACGGCCUAGGGAUACUUGGUAUCGGAAGUUGUUGGCUCUGGUGGAGUAG